Olea europaea var. sylvestris is the source of this 603-nucleotide messenger RNA. RefSeq lists its product as uncharacterized. The record is from RefSeq and is a predicted model, not a curated record. Bases 95 to 235 code for a protein of 46 amino acids. Lineage: Eukaryota; Viridiplantae; Streptophyta; Magnoliopsida; Lamiales; Oleaceae. The transcript is spliced from 2 exons.
UGUCUGGAUACUGGUGCGCACGACAUGUCAGCUUCCUCGCAUAUACAUACACAGGAUCGAGGGCAAUUUUGAAGUAGAAGAAAAGGGGAAAAAGAUGGUGGGAUUAAGUGCGCAAUGCAUGCUGGACUUCGUGGUUGCUGGAAUUUCACUGAUGAUUGGAUUGGGUUUAUUUGCAUUCAUAGCUUCAAUUCUUUGCUCUGCUGCUUUCUUCCAGAAUGCCAAGGAAAUUUCUUGAUUUCCCUAGUAUCAAUUCCUGGUAAGCAGGUUGUUUCAUGGAAGUUCAAUGGGGAUUCUACUUUCUUAUCAUCAGUUAAUGUACAGUUUCUCUGCAUCAAUGAGUUAUGCACCUUAAGUUGAAGACACUUAUAGUUCUUGAACUGCAAUAGAAUCCCUUUUUUUUUUUUAACUGCAACUGAAAAAUGUAUUUGAUCAUGUAGAAUCAGAAUGCUUAAAAAAGUUUUUACUGUACUGGAAAUAUAGCGGGAUCAAACUAUGUUUCUCUAGUGAUUCAUUGACUUGUAUAUUUCUCAAGAUUGUAUUCUGUAUUGAAGAAUGACUGAGUUUUUUUUAUUAAUUUGUGAAAUAGACUGGCAUUCUAGUUCA